Phymastichus coffea is the source of this 2421-nucleotide messenger RNA. RefSeq names its product inositol-pentakisphosphate 2-kinase (gene Ipk1). Gene Ontology annotation, cellular component: nucleus. The record is from RefSeq and is a predicted model, not a curated record. The coding region runs from base 357 to 2018 and encodes 553 amino acids. NCBI's taxonomy places the organism in Eukaryota, Metazoa, Arthropoda, Insecta, Hymenoptera, Eulophidae. Gene Ontology annotation, molecular function: inositol-1,3,4,5,6-pentakisphosphate 2-kinase activity; ATP binding. Gene Ontology annotation, biological process: inositol phosphate biosynthetic process. The transcript has 7 exons.
GAUGCGAGACGAGCAAAUCGCCGACAGUCGACACGUCUCCCGCCGUAGCGACUAUACUACUAUCAACGUACCAAAAUUACCUCGGUAGCGCCCGCGUGGGUCGCACACCUUCCGCGCCUUUUCUUCCGACUUAUUUAUUACAUCGGCGUUCGGGGUUGUGUUUGGUGUAUUGUGUUUGUGUGUUUGUAGUGAAAUCAUGUGCAGGUAAAAAGCCUGUCAGUGCUCGAAGUGCAAGUUUCCAACUUAAUUAUUGAUUAUCAAGCACAUACACGUCGCGAGAAUUUUUCUUCCUCCAUCGGACAAGACGCCGAAAGUCGUUGCAUUGUGCAUCCGCAGCAAAGUGCGGACAACAGGCGAUGCCCACCAGGCGAGGCCGCAACCAGCCAGUGGAGACCCCGGCCGAGUCGGAUGGCGCGACAGCAGUGGCGAUCGAAGGCUGCGCCUAUCGGGGCGAGGGAAACGCCAACCUGGUGGUCGCGCUGCCAUCGGAGCGCAAGGUGGUCCGCCUGAGGAAGUGGGCUGGCGCCGACGUAGGCAGUCCGCGGCAGCAAGAGACGCAGGUCCGCCGGGAGGUGGACUUCAUCAGACGCGUGGUCUGCCGACACCUGGCCGCCUACGUGUGCGUGCCCGAGAUCGUGCGCUGCGACCGCUCGCAGAUCGCCCGGUUGGCCGGCGAGAUCCGAGCCUCGCGACCUGAGCACCGGCGCACCGAGGACGACCUGGGCGUGUACGCGACCAAGUUCCCGGACUACACCUACCUGGCGGACGAGUUGCACGGCUGCGAGUCCUCAGCGGCCACCUUCUGCGUGGAAAUCAAGCCUAAGCAGGCGCACGUCUGCGAAGCCGAUCGGCUGUUCGCCAAGUGCCCUUACUGCCUCACGCAGUACUACAAGACGCACCACGGCAGCACGAGGCGGCCGAGCGAGUACUGUCCGUUCGACUUGUUCUCCGGCGAGGCCGAGCGCACGGAACGCGCGCUCAAGGCUCUCCUGCGUUCGCCCCAGAACAACCUGAGGAUCUUCAAGAACGGAGCGAUCAUCUACGACGACGAGAUCGCCAACCGAGACGAGGCGAGUUUGCAGCGCGUUCUCGAGGAAUCGGAGCUGGGCUCGAGCUCGCUGCUGGGGCUGCUGGGACAGGCGCUCGCGCGGCCAUUCGACGCGGCGGCCGCCGCAGGGAGAAAAGCCCGGGACGUGGGAGAGGAAGCGAGACUGCCCAGCUGGCUGCCCAGCUGGCUGCCCAGCUGGCUGCCCAGGCGGCUACCCAGCGAGCUCGUCGAGCGCACGAGAAGCCUGCUGUGUCUGGCGAAGCAGGUAGGCGCUUCGCAACAGCCGUUCUCGAAUAGUUGGCGAGCUGAGCACAGCCAGCAGCCGCAGUGGGCUUUGCGUGGCUUGCGUUGUGAUCGACAGGCGUGCGAGAUGUCUGGCGAGGAGCCGCGCCGGCUCCCCGUGGGCUCCGUUCUCGAGCGCAUUCUGCGCAUGCAACGGCUUCACCGAAGCGGUGCCGACGUGGUCGCUUGGAUUCACGCCAGUCUUGGCACACUGCUCGACGACGCAAUGGUCUAUGCGGAGCUUCGAGACUGCCAGCCGCCAGCUGCUGCUGCCGCUGCCGCUGCCGCUGCCGCUGCCGCUGCGCCUCACGCCGACAGAGCUGCCGUUGGCGAAGCAGCGAGCGACUGCGCGUUGCGGGAUAAGCUCUUCGGUGCCACUCUUGACAACGAUGUGUUCAGAUACUUUACGAUGCAACAAUCUUAUGGCAUUUUGAGAGAUUACUUGCUCUUCUGUACUGCAAGAGACUGUUCGAUUUUGAUUGCUUUUCAACGGAUCGACAAAGAUUCAACCUUGUGCCAACAUUCGAUUCAUCGAAUCGACCUAUCCGAAGAUGAGAGCUACUUAGUCAGCGUUCGAAUAUUAGAUCUAGAUAUGAAGAAAUUGCAAUGCAUUAAGAAGCAUCGUCAAAGGGAUAAUGACGUAUUACAGGCAGCUAUAAAAGAAUUAGAGAAGCAAUUAAGGCUGUGAGAUGUAAAUCAAAUACUCAGUCACCAGAGUAUUAUCGUCGAACAUUUGAAGAUUAAAUCAUUGUGACGACAAGAGAUAACAAGUGAUAGAUAACAAAAGAGUGAGAUCCUAGAUUGUGCAUUAUGUUUAAUCAAGAUCAUAUUGAUUUUGCGGAAAUGUAGUUCAAUCGAGUAGUUUUUUUCCAUUUCAUACACAGUAGUAAACAAUUUUUCUGAUAUCAAAUUCAAGCUAUACAUAUAUACAUUUUAUACAUUCACUUUGAAUUAUUAAUAAAUCAUUAUGUUUAUUAAUCAAAUGUUUUCUAUAUAAACUGCUGAUUAUUUCAUUUUUUCUGUAUCGCAAAGUGCAUAAUGAAUUCGUUAAGUGAUUAAUUUAUUAACGAUUGAUUAAAGGAAAACAGUAU